AGAGGAGAGGAGAGAGAUGUGGGACAUGGGUGGACAUUUGUUUAAAUGUGGAUGGCUGACAAAGUAAAGGGAGCAAAGCAUGGAGCUGUGGAGUGUCCUAAGAUGUGGUCUACUUCUCGGAGGUGAGCACCUGCGGCUCUGUCCUCAGGACUACACCUGCUGCUCCAGUCAGAUGGAGGAGACGCUGGCCCUGCAGAGCGAGAGGGACUUCCUCAAAGCUGUCGAAGAGAACAGCCAGUUCCUUCUGACUACUUUUACCCAGAGACACCGCAGGUUUGAUGAGUUCUUCAGAGAGCUUAUAGACUUAUCGGAGAAGUCUAUGAACCAGAUGUUUACCAAGACCUACGGCCGGCUCUUCACGCAGAAUUCACACGUCUUUCAGGAGCUGUUUGUGGAGCUGCGCAGAUAUUAUUCUGGGGGCAGCGUCAGUCUGUCAGAGGUUCUCUCAGACUUCUGGUCCAGACUGGUGGAGCGAGUCUUCUCUCUGGUUAACCCCCAGUAUCAGUUUAGCGAGGACUACCUGGAGUGUGUCAGCAAACAUGCCGAACAGCUGCAGCCGUUUGGGGAUGUGCCCCGCAGACUGCGCGUACAAGUGUCGAGGGCUUUCAUUGCAGCCAGAGCUCUGUCUCAAGGCUUGGCUACUGGUCGGGAUAUUGUUAACAAAGCAACAAAGCUGACUGCAGAUUCAGAGUGUGUGCGUGGCCUGAUGCGUCAGUGGUACUGCCCACUGUGCCGAGGCAUGCCCUCCCUGCGGCCCUGCCACUCCCUGUGCCUUAACGUGAUGAAGGGCUGCUUAGCCAAUCAGGGAGACCUGGACACUGAAUGGAACAAUUUCAUUGAUGCUCUGUACCUGGUUUCAGAGAAGUUGGAGGGGCCGUUCAACAUGGAGCUCGCAGCCGACUCCAUCUCUGUGAAAGUGUCGGAGGCCAUCAUGCACAUGCAGGAAAACAGCGUCAGCAUCUCCACUAAGGUGUUCCAAGGUUGUGGAAGCCCCAGGCCAACUCCAGGACGCUCCAAACGUUCCCCCAAAGAGUCAGGGGGUAACAGGAGACCCUUCCGCACCUACAGCCCUGAGGAGAAACCCACCACUGCUGCAGGCACCAACCUGGACAGACUGGUUACCGAGCUGAAGGAGCGACUGCGGCCUAUGCGUGGCUUCUGGGUGUCCCUCCCACACACCAUCUGCAACGAUGAGAAGAUGGCUGCCGACGUCACUAAUGAGGACCGCUGCUGGAACGGGCAGACCCGAGGGAGGUACCUGCCGGAUGUGACGGGCGAUGGGCUGGUUAGCCAGAUCAACAACCCGGAGGUGGAAGUGGACAUUGCCAGGCCGGAUGUGAGGACCAGACAGCUGAUCAUGGAGCUGAGGGUGGUGACCAACAAACUGAGACACGCUCAGAGCGGACAGGACAUGGACUUCAUGGACAGUGAGGAGGGCAGUGGCUCAGGAGGCGGAGAUCAGGGUGAAAGGUACAAUGAUUGGCCAGGCUAUGGGCCGUACUCCCCGCCCUACAACAACAAACCCCCCCGCAACCCUGUCUCCAGUCCCGCAAAGCCACCAAGAGUCAGAGAGAGAAAUGGGUCCAAGUGGAACAGAAACAACGGUCACGGACGGGUCAGAUCUGCAACCAGCCAGCUCUCUUUCUCCCUGGUUCCUUUGUUGUCUUUGCCUUUUGUGGUCACUGUUGCCCCCAUGUGGAGAUAGCUGGUUAUUACAGUCUGGAGGUGGAGGUUAUCUGUCAUGCUGGAGUCUCAAGCACAUUAUGAAGAAAGAAAAAGUCAUUCCAUUUGGUUACACCAGCAGAAAAAAAGACAAAACAGGCUAAUUUAGCAAUAAUCAAAAACCUGUUUACAGCACAAAUACAAAAAGUUAAAGUGAAUAUUUUUCCUACUGCCCAAGCCAUAAAAGAGGCAUUAUUGUAUCAGGCAUUGAUGAUUACAAACUUAAUAAGUACUGCCAUUUUUUAGAGCCGUUCAUUUGACCUAUUGGAGUCUUGAUGCUGGAUGGUGACUAUGAAAGAGAAACAAAAAGCACAACAGCAGCAGGUGAAUUCACAGCAUGUUUGGGUGAUGAAGCUCGUGGUUUGGUGGUUUGGUGGUCUGUCAGAUGGAGAUCAGUCGUGCCGGUUAAUAACCACGUGGUAUCCGCAGCAGAGUUUGUUUGCUGCCUUUCUCAUGAAAUUAAGUUCAUUAAUUCAAUUGAUCUUGGUUUCAGUCCGGUUGUGGUUUAUUUUUCAUCUUGUGGAAGUAGUGGGAAUUUAAUUUACUUGCUUAAUUAAACCUCCGUAUUUUGGCUUGGAGACUAAAGAAAAGUCAAUAGUGUGACUCUUGAAACCAAACAAGGGGCUUAUUUUGAAUGUACGUAAUUAAUUUGCGGUUAUUUGUGACAACAAGGGGUUUAUUAAUGUAAUAUAUUGAUGUUUUUUAUUUAUUUGUAAUAUAAUAUGUCAUUGUUCUUAUCUGAUUUUUAAGGCAAGGGUCAAGUGUUUUUAUCUUUUAAAAUAAGUGUUUGUCUUUAACUUUCUCUGGUUUAAAAUAAGGGGAAAAAUCAAGUUGUAUUUAUUGAUACUUUCUGUAAACCAAUUAUUUUAAAAUGUUAUUGAACCAAUCACAGCAAAACAUUUAAAGGUCCAGUGUGUAGCAUUUAGUGGCAUCUAGC
This is a messenger RNA of Epinephelus lanceolatus (giant grouper), 2659 nucleotides long. NCBI's taxonomy places the organism in Eukaryota, Metazoa, Chordata, Actinopteri, Perciformes, Serranidae. The record is from RefSeq and is a predicted model, not a curated record.